UUGCAAUGUAGAAAGUUCUCGGAUUUGUUAUAAUUGAAGCUCCAUUAAGAUACGUUGAUAGUACUUUACAUUUUUGAUCAAAGAGAUAUCAAUGUCAAUGUAUGGGAAAUUUUUCUUAAAAUUUGUUCAUGUAUUGUUUUGCUCCAUUUUUCUGUGCAUUUGGUGCAAUAAACCUUUUGAAUGUAUCUUGAAGAAAAAACACGGAUGAUUUAUCCCAAUACAAGUUUCAUCUUUACACUUUGGAAUUUGUCUCUUCCAUCCAAAUCUGGGAAAGGCAUUUUUAUAUGACUCUCACGCACCUGCCCGGACCUGACUCCCCAACAGAAACUCGUCUUUGGAACGCUAGGGUUUUGAUCGCGCGAAUUAGAGCAGGGCAUGGUACAAAGAUUGUGAACGCUGAUGGAAGCCUAGAGGACCAAUCACGGCGACAAGGAGCCAUCGGAAGACUGUGUGAAAAAUGUGAUGGCAAAUGCGUGAUCUGUGACUCCUACGUGCGGCCCUGCACCCUGGUGCGCAUAUGUGAUGAGUGUAACUAUGGCUCCUAUCAGGGGCGCUGUGUGAUCUGUGGAGGCCCCGGAGUCUCCGAUGCAUAUUACUGUAAGGAGUGCACCAUUCAGGAGAAGGAUAGAGAUGGUUGCCCGAAGAUUGUCAAUUUGGGGAGCUCUAAGACAGAUCUCUUCUAUGAACGCAAAAAAUAUGGCUUCAAGAAGAGGUGAUGGGUGGGCAGCCUCUUCCUCCCCCCAUCAAGCUGCUGCAGCUCCCAGAAAAGACACCUGCUGCCAACAGAAAGGGAGUGGAGCACAGUACCACCCAGUUGCCUGUAGUACACUGGCCCCUUUACACCCUUCUGUCCUCUCACCCAGACAGUGUGGUAGGAAUGGAAAAGGAUUCUUCUCCGAGCACUCUGGCAGACCGUAUCGGAGAAAAAACUGAUAGAUUAGUUCAUGGCUUGUCUUGAAUUCAAGAAGCAAGAGUCUGUUUUCCACAUGGAUAAGUUCUCUCGACACCAGGAGCUUCUGAAACAGGAAUAAUACCAUUUCCACCUUCUGAUUGAGGAGUCGACUGACACCACCCACAGUGAGAAACGUGUUCUUACAGCAGCUCUGAUGGCAGCGGCCUUGAUGAAACAUCUGCAGUGUGGUAGGGAGUUCUCAGAACAAUAAAUGUGGGCAUUUAAUCCUGUAACACUUACCAGGUGGUGCUGGUUCAUGUUAUUUUUCUUCUAAGAAAUUGGAAACCCUUUCUGUUGCUAUUGUAUUAAUAAAGCAGGUGUUUAUUUUCUGGUA
Rhinolophus ferrumequinum (greater horseshoe bat) is the source of this 1286-nucleotide messenger RNA. It is a transcript of the gene PHF5A, whose product is annotated as PHD finger protein 5A. Gene Ontology annotation, cellular component: catalytic step 2 spliceosome; U12-type spliceosomal complex; precatalytic spliceosome. The coding region runs from base 285 to 716 and encodes 143 amino acids. The transcript is spliced from 4 exons. Gene Ontology annotation, biological process: mRNA splicing, via spliceosome. The record is from RefSeq and is a predicted model, not a curated record. Lineage: Eukaryota; Metazoa; Chordata; Mammalia; Chiroptera; Rhinolophidae.